AUGCUGGACAUCUUCCGUGGUCUGAAGGCGCUGGUCCGAGUCAGCCACAUCCAGAUCGACUCUACGGUAUUUCGGCUGCACUACUCCAUCACAGUCUCCAUUCUGAUAGCCUUCAGCCUGAUAGUGACCACAAGGCAGUACGUGGGCAAUCCCAUAGAUUGUAUCCACACCAAGGACAUACCGGAGGAUGUGUUCAACACCUUUUGUUGGAUACAUUCUACCUUUACGGUUGCGAUGGGUAAGCAGGAACCUUAUGCUCAGAUGUACCUACCUGGGGUGAGGACUUCGCAUAGUGAGAAGGAGAAGAAGGUUUAUCGGUAUUACCAGUGGGUGUGCUUUUGCUUAUUUUUUCAAGGUAUUUUAUUCUACAUACCAAGAUGGCUGUGGCGAUCGUGGGAGGGGGGCAAAAUCCACGCUCUGAUGAUGGAUCUCGAUGUUGCUGUGUGCUCGGAAAUCGAAAAGAAGCAGAAGAAGAAGCUCAUGAUCGACUAUUUGUGGGAGAACUUGAGGUAUCACAACUGGUGGGCCUACAAAUAUUAUUUCUGUGAAAUUCUUGCCCUUAUAAACGUAGUUGGGCAAAUGUUUCUAAUGAAUCGCUUCUUCGACGGAGCCUUCAUGAUGUUCGGCUUCGACGUCAUCAGCUUCAUCAACAGCGACCAAGAGGACAGGAUCGACCCCAUGAUCCAGAUCUUCCCCAGAAUGACCAAGUGCACUUUCCGGAAAUACGGCGUGUCAGGAGACGAGGAAAAGCACGACGCCCUCUGCAUCCUGCCUCUCAACGUCGUCAACGAGAAGAUUUACGUGUUCUUGUGGUUCUGGUUCAUCGUGCUCUUCGUACUGACGUUCCUCACGGUCAUCUACCGAAUCAUAAUCAUCUUCUCGCCUCGGAUGCGGGUCUAUCUGCUCAGGAUGAGGUACAGACUGGUGCGCAAGGACGCUAUAGACACCAUAGUGCGGAGAAGUAAAAUGGGGGAUUGGUUCUUGUUUUACAUGUUGGGGGAGAAUGUGAACUCGUUGAUUUUUCGCGAUGUGCUGCAAGAUUUGGCGCACAAGCUGAAUAGGCACGAUUUCCACCACGGGCCCGGUUUCAAGGGAGAGAUACAGGAAGCGUGA
Molecule: messenger RNA, 1113 nt
Organism: Phaedon cochleariae (mustard beetle)
Lineage: Eukaryota; Metazoa; Arthropoda; Insecta; Coleoptera; Chrysomelidae
Source: the annotation of a GenBank genome assembly